This is a messenger RNA of Rhagoletis pomonella (apple maggot), 2096 nucleotides long. RefSeq names its product sodium-dependent nutrient amino acid transporter 1 (gene NAAT1). The record is from RefSeq and is a predicted model, not a curated record. Gene Ontology annotation, cellular component: membrane. Gene Ontology annotation, biological process: sodium ion transmembrane transport. Gene Ontology annotation, molecular function: L-amino acid transmembrane transporter activity. Lineage: Eukaryota; Metazoa; Arthropoda; Insecta; Diptera; Tephritidae.
UGAAAAAACUCCUGUGGAGCGACCCAACUGGUCAAAUGGAUUGGAGUUUCUUAUGUCAUGCAUCUCGAUGUCAGUCGGACUAGGAAACGUGUGGCGAUUUCCUUUUACAGCUUAUGAGAAUGGAGGAGGAGCUUUUCUUAUUCCAUAUAUUAUAAUUCUCUUUCUGAUAGGGAAGCCAAUGUAUUACCUUGAAAUGGUUCUAGGCCAAUUCACUAGCAAAGGCUCAGUGAAGAUUUGGAGUGUAUGCCCUUCUUUUCUAGGUGUUGGAUACGGUCAAGCGCUGGCAACUAUAUGUAUCAUAACUUACUAUUCAUCUCUAUUGGCAUUGACUUUGUACUACUUGGUGGUUUCAUGCCAGUCGUUACUACCUUGGACGCAGUGUCGAUCUGAAUGGGGUAGCAGCUGUGUAGAUUCAUAUUCAACUGGUAGUGCGAAUGUUAUCAGUGUCGCAAACUCAACUAUCCAACUUCAAAGCAGUUCCGAGCUAUAUUUUUUAAAGGAGGUUAUAAAGGAAAAGGACAACAUUUCAAACGGUAUAGGCGCACCGGAGUGGAAACUGAGCUUGUCGCUUUUUGUGUCAUGGAUUGUAAUUUUCUUAGUAAUCAUGCGAGGGGUGAAAAGUUCGGGAAAAGCCGCUUAUUUUCUGGCCCUCUUUCCCUACGUUAUACUCGUCGCAUUACUUGUGCGCGCAGUUACUUUGGAAGGCGCACUAAAUGGAAUUAUAUUUUUCCUUGAACCCAAUUGGCACGAGCUGCUUAAUCCAAAGGUAUGGAAAGAAGCCGUGGUGCAAUGUUUUUUUUCUCUUGCAGUAGGCCUUGGUCCAAUCGUUAUGUUUUCCUCGUAUAACCGCUUCGAUCAUUGCAUUUAUAGGGACGCAAUGAUUGUUACUUCGUUGGAUACUGCCACAAGUAUGUUGGCAGGUAUAUCCAUUUUCGGAAUACUUGGAAAUUUGGCGCAUAAUCUUCAAAUCACUGACAUUAAAGAAGUAAUAAAAAGCGGUACUGGUCUUGCCUUCAUUUCAUAUCCGGAUGCCAUUGCGAAGUUUCAAGCCGUUCCCCAGGUUUUCGCCGUUCUUUUCUUUUUCAUGCUAUUUGUUUUAGGAGUAGGUUCCAUUGUCGCCCUACAAUGUACCAUUGUCACAAUCAUAUGUGAUCAAUUUAAAUCGCUCCGGUACUGGAAAGUUGCAUUGCUAACAUCAAUUUGUGGAUUUUUAGCGAGCAUAAUUUACGUUACGCCGGGCGGGCAGUGGAUUUUGAACUUGGUAGAUUUCUAUGGUGGAACGUUUGUUAUUUUUGGCUUAGCUAUUCUUGAAACAAUCAGCAUUUCAUGGAUAUAUGGCAUAAAUAAUUUUUGCGAUGAUGUAGAAUUUAUGACGAAAAAACAAGUUUCCUUAUACUGGCGUUCUUGUUGGGGAUUCUUCACACCACUAUUAAUGAUAAUAAUUUUCGUGUACUCUAUGCUAUCAAUAGAACCUUUGACAUAUAGCGGAAAGCCUUAUCCUGAUGCUGCAAAUGUUUCCGGUUGGAUACUUUUUACAAUCGGCAUUGCUCAAUUUCCUCUCUGGGCUAUAUGGCACAUCACGACAAACAGAAAUGGAGGCGCAUGGAAGUCAAUUCAGUCAUCCGUCCAGCCGAAUUCCAAAUGGGGCCCUUCUAAAGAAAGUAACAGGAGGGACUGGAUUACAUUCAAAGCAAAAUGUGUGGAACGGAGAUCAAAGCGAGUCCAUAACGGAAAGCUCAGACAAUUUUGGCAAAAGCUUCACAAUUUAUUCAGGUCCUCGUAAGGGCAUUAGUAGCAAUAACUGUGUCUAAGUGUUUUAUGUGGACAUAUGUGUAAAUAUAAAAACUUUUAAUAACUCAAAAUUGGAUUGAAAUAGGCAAGAUAAUUUCGGACGGGAUUCGGUAUAACAUGGAUAACUGCUCUGAUCAUUCAUAUGAAUGGUCGCCUCAAAUAACGUUGUAAGCGACAAUUUGUUCAAAGAUAGUUUCCUUAACUUUGAAGAUAUUAAUGUGUAUAUUUUAUUUUUUUUUAAGUAAGAUUCUUGAACACUGCUAUACCGAAAAAGUAGAAAACCAAAUCAAGUCCCCGUAUGUGAG